AUGCACUUCAAGUGGCUUUUGUGGAUUUUUUCUACGCUCAUUUUUGGGCAACUUUCUUUAGCCCAGGCCCCAACUAAGAGCGAUGAGAAGAAGGGCUACACAUUAUCUUACUCGAGCGGGAAAUACUACGUGCAUACCGAAUCGUAUGAUGACGGCGAUGAUCCCGUUGACAUAAUUGGGAUUGAUACCAGCAACAAAGUCAUCACGGUAUAUGCAGCAUACAAUGGAUGGGAAGAGCGAGACGAGAGCGAAAGAUACAAACUGCGCGACAUUCAAAUGGAGUUAUGGGACAUACAGCCAAACGUCAGGCGGGCCGACCUUGAGGCCAUCCGGCGCAAAGGCAUCGUGAAUAAGCAAACAUCUAAGCAGAUUCGCAAGGUGUACGAUACUCUUGGGCGCGAGGAGGACGAAACAGUGGUUCUCAAUUCUGCGGAUACUGGCGCCGCUGCAACCGCAUGGUCACAGCUUGGAAACACGCCUUUCUUUGGCGGAACGCAGAAGCUCUUGGACGAGUACGAUGUUGGGAAGCGGAUUGUGCAAGUGAUCAUCAGCCCGACGGAUCAGAUUUCCGGAGACCAUGACCUGGAGUUCAGGUUUAGUUAG
Molecule: messenger RNA, 603 nt
Organism: Colletotrichum gloeosporioides
Lineage: Eukaryota; Fungi; Ascomycota; Sordariomycetes; Glomerellales; Glomerellaceae
Exons: 2
Coding region: 1-603 (200 amino acids)
Source: RefSeq, a predicted model, not a curated record